Molecule: messenger RNA, 522 nt
Organism: Parnassius apollo (apollo)
Lineage: Eukaryota; Metazoa; Arthropoda; Insecta; Lepidoptera; Papilionidae
Source: the annotation of a GenBank genome assembly
AUGUCUCAGCUCGAUGAUGAGGAUAUUGAAAAUUUACUGCAGCAAUCUGACCUAGAGGAUAUAGGUGAUGAUGAGGACGACACAUGGGCCCCGGAUGCUGAAAAUGACGGUUUAUCUGAUGAUUCUGAGGACGACAUGCCUCUGUCUUCACUGCCGAUUUCUCGUGAAUCUGAUGAUGGAAAAUGGAUUAAAAAGAAGUUCCGUGGUAGGCCUACCGCAGUCCAACAGCCUCCAGACCCAGGUGAGCCACCAAAAUCGCCAGCAGAGUAUUUUGAAAACUAUUUUACUGAGGAAUUAUUUGAACAGUUUUCGACUGCCACUUCACAGUACUAUAUAGCUGAAAAGUGGUGUGCAAUGAAGCCACAAUGCUUGCCAGGUGAGAUUAAAAAGUUUUUUGGGGUUCAUGGUAUGAUGAGUCUUGUCAAAUGUCCUAGGAUGAAGAUGUACUGGCAUCAGAAAUUUAAAUACGAUCCUAUUGCCUCGGCGAUGUCUCGUGAUCGUUUUUUUUUUAUUACGAGUUAA